UAGUCACUUCUAAAUUGGAGAUGCCUUUCUUGAGGGGAUUCACAAGGAAAACUUUGUUUUCCUCUGCCUCUGCUGAAAGGCGGAAGAAAGAGCAUUAUUGUUAUUUAAAGAAUGGAAGUGAGGUACUUGAGGAGCUUCUUGCUUUAUGCGACGGAAAUUGCAGAAUUCCCAUCCGUUACUUCUCUGCCAUAGAGAUCCACAAUGCAAUAAAACACUCUAAAACCAAAAUGGACCUUGCCGGUCAUGUGUCUAUGGUUACGGGAUCGCUAGACAACCGCCCUGUUUUAAUUAGGUUCGAUACAUGUGAAUUCAACAACAUCCACCGAGAUAUAGCCAUUUCUGCUCAGAUGAGUCACCUCAAGAAUGUGUUGAGACUUAUUGGUUGCUGUCUAGAAUUUGAAAAAGCAGUUAUGGUGUAUGAAUAUGUUGAAGGUAUAUCUCUUUUCGAUCUACUUUUCAAAAAGGAUAAUCUUAAUAGAAAAUCGCUAUGUUGGGGAAAUAGAUUACGAGUUGCACGUGAGGUUGCUUCUGCAAUCGUUUUCCUCCAUACUGAAUCUACUACGCCCAUCAUCCACAGAAGUAUAAAGCCAUCUAAUGUGAUAAUAGAUGAGAAGAGAGGCAUUGCCAAAAUAUUGAACUUCUCACUCUCCAUAUCAUUACCUCCAGGGGAAUUGGAGGUACUAGAUGAUGGUGUGAGUGGAACACGGGGGUAAAUAGCUCCAGAAUAUUACCACCAGGGUAUUAUUACUCAAAAAACUGAUGUCUACAGCUUUGGGGUUCUUCUCUUUCAGCUAUUAACCAGAAAGGGCCCGUACGAUAUUAUGGAAUCUACACAUUCAAUAGAGACAAUUGAUUUUGAAGAAAACACUAAAUCCAACACUGAAGAGGGUAAUUCUAUGGAUAGAGUGGAUUCCACAAAUUCAAAAGAG
Messenger RNA from Solanum tuberosum (potato), 929 nucleotides. RefSeq names its product non-functional pseudokinase ZED1-like. Bases 21 to 713 code for a protein of 230 amino acids. Gene Ontology annotation, cellular component: plasma membrane. Lineage: Eukaryota; Viridiplantae; Streptophyta; Magnoliopsida; Solanales; Solanaceae. Gene Ontology annotation, molecular function: ATP binding; protein serine/threonine kinase activity. The record is from RefSeq and is a predicted model, not a curated record. Gene Ontology annotation, biological process: cell surface receptor signaling pathway; protein phosphorylation. The transcript has a single exon.